AUUUCAGUAUGAUUGUAGUAUAACAUAAUCCUUGUUACAUAACCGAGACAGAUUUGCAUGCUAAAUGCAACGUUAGCUUGGAAUAAAUCCUAUAAAUAAUGUGAUUUUUUUUUGUUGUUGUUGUAACUAGCUAAUGUUAUACGCAAAUAUUUAUACAUUUUCAACACGCUUCCGUUCUUUAUGUGAACAUUUAACUUGCUAGCUAAGCUAACUAGCUAGUCAACUAUCCAGCUAGCUAGUUACCUAAUGUAAUACCUGUGCCUUGUCUCAAGCUAGCUAACGUUAGCUGUGUAGCUAGCAACAGUAAAGCUAGCGAACAACAAAGAAAAAGCACACACUUCAAGAUGUCCUUCAACAAAUCUAACGUUAGCUAGCAUUUGUAUUCAUUUGCUGCAGGAUGUACCAUGUAGCCCAUUUUGUUAAUUUCAAGAAAUAUUGUCCCAAAUCAAAUUUUAUUGGUCACAUACAAAUAUUUAGCAGAUGUUAUUGCGGUUGUAGCGAAAUGUUUGCACUCAAACUGAGUGAUAAUCCGAUGAUGUACCCGCCUCAGCUGAAUCUUUAAAUUAGACUACAAUCCUGGGGAACAAGAACCGGAAAAGACAUAAACGCUUGUGUUCCACAUGUCCGCUGAAAUGGAAGGACUGUGACUAACUGACCAUGGAGUACACCACCUCAACAGGGGAGCAGAUAGUCGUACAGACGUCCAAUGGACAGAUCCAACAACAGACUCAGGGCACAAUGACGGCUGUGCAGCUGCAGACCGAGGCGCCGGUAUUGACGGCCUCUGGCCAGCAGGUGCAGACACUCCAGGUCCAAGGCCAGCCCCUGGUGGUGCAGGUGAGCGGAGGGCAGCUGAUCACAUCGUCAGGGCAACCCAUCAUGGUGCAGGCUAUGGGGGGAGGACAGGGACAGACCAUCAUGCAGGUGCCUGUGUCUGGAGGACAGGGACUACAACAGAUCCAGCUACAGGGUGGACAGCAGAUCCAGCUGCAGAACGGUCAGACGAUCCAUCUAGGGGGACAACAGAUCCAGCUGCAGAAUGGACAGAUGUUACAGCUAGGGGGACAGCAGGGUCAACCCCAACAGAUCAUCAUCCAACAGCCACAACAAGCCAUCACGGCCGGACAGAACCAGGGCCAGCAGAUUCAGUUGCAACAGGGCCAGCAGAUUCAGUUGCAACAGGGCCAGCAGAUUCAGUUGCAACAGGGCCAGCAGAUUCAGUUGCAACAGGGCCAGCAGCUGGCUCAGACGGCUGAUGGACAGACCAUCGUCUACCAGCCAGUCAACGCAGAUGGCACCGUCCUGCAACAGGGAAUGAUCACCAUCCCAGCAGGCAGCCUGGCGGGGGCCCAAAUGGUACAGACAGGGGGUGCCAACACCACCACUACCAACAGUGGACAGCAGGGCACUGUGACCGUCACCCUGCCAGUCUCAGGCAACAUGAUGAACGCUGGUGGCAUGGUCAUGAUGAUGCCUAGUGGAGGUGCGGUGCCUGCUAUGCAGCGUAUCCCUCUACCCGGGGCUGAGAUGUUAGAGGAGGAACCUCUGUAUGUCAAUGCUAAACAGUACCAUCGCAUCCUGAAGAGAAGACAGGCCCGAGCCAAGCUGGAGGCAGAGGGCAAGAUCCCCAAGGAGAGGAGGAAAUAUCUGCAUGAGUCCCGUCACCGCCACGCCAUGCAGCGCAAGAGGGGAGACGGAGGACGCUUCUUCUCUCCCAAGGAGAGGGAGGAGAUGGCCCUGGCUCUGGCCCAGCAACAGGCAGAGCUGGCCGCCCAGGCAGGAGAAGACUCUGUAGCUCAGAUGGUCCGUGUUUCAUAGCAUUCGACACCCCGACAAUGUCUUCCUCCGUAUAUACACCUCUCGCUAGGCUUGGCCGAUAAACCGUGUACCGGGGUGUUUCCAAAUACCGACAGUAUGAUUUUUAAUACCGUUUAAAAAAUAUAUAUAUUAUAAUAUUUUUGUUUUGGGGGGUGCAUGCUACAGCACUGCUUAGAAAUCUCAAAAGUGUCAAAUAGAUGAUAUCCUAUUCAGGGCUCCAGCUAUGCAUUUGGUUUGCUAACUUGCUCGCUAAGUGGCUAGAUGUCAAGAUCAAGCUUCUUGGUUACUGUAAAGACAGUCAAUCCCAUCCUGGAUUAAGAACACUCAACCCUCUUGCCUAAAUUGUUUAUUGCGUAAUUAUAUAUAUAUAUAUAUAUAUAUAUAUAUAUAUAUAUA
Oncorhynchus mykiss (rainbow trout) is the source of this 2214-nucleotide messenger RNA. Its product is annotated as nuclear transcription factor Y subunit alpha. Lineage: Eukaryota; Metazoa; Chordata; Actinopteri; Salmoniformes; Salmonidae. Gene Ontology annotation, cellular component: CCAAT-binding factor complex. Gene Ontology annotation, biological process: regulation of DNA-templated transcription. Gene Ontology annotation, molecular function: DNA binding; DNA-binding transcription factor activity. The record is from RefSeq and is a predicted model, not a curated record.